Messenger RNA from Cuscuta europaea, 2235 nucleotides. NCBI's taxonomy places the organism in Eukaryota, Viridiplantae, Streptophyta, Magnoliopsida, Solanales, Convolvulaceae. The record is from the annotation of a GenBank genome assembly.
GUCCCAAACGCAUCCUUAAGAAUCACGAAAAGAUCAACCCUACCUGCCGAGAGUGGAGCUUACCUGUCGCCUCUCGGUCAUUUCUCAGGUAUGCCCGUCAACUCGCUGCGACCGGCAUCAUAAACCCAGCUGAUUCCUAAACGUAAUCAGCUGCAUGGUGCAUCUUCUACACAGUUAAGCCACACUCUCUGCUCCAAUAUCUUCCUGCUGCCGAAAGGAAAACCAAUUCUUCAACCUAAGCCCAUACCUGUUCAGCUCUUCUAACAGCUAACACCACCGAAGCCUGUUUUGUAGUAUCUGGGCGUAUCCAUCCGUGUCUGGCACUGUGGCGCAUCUCCCAUUGUACCACGCAAUUUCUUUCAAGGUAGAAUAUGCAAAUCAAACUCUCUUUUCUUUGCAAAGACUGGAAAUGCCACAUGUAUUGCCCUUCCGUUAGCAUCGUCUAAAGCUCUACAAUAUGAAAUCAGAUUCGUUAGAUUGGGUAGAGGAAGCCGAAGAUCCUUCAUUCUUCCCACUAAAAAGAAAAAGGAGUUUUAAAUCCAAAAGAUUAGAAUUCAUAGGAUGGGGAUCCAGGCCUUUGAUUGAAUUUCUCCAAUCAAUUGGCAGGGAAACCAAUAGAGAGUACUCCAGGCAUGAGGUCAAUGCCGUAGUCAUUGACUAUGUACGCUCCAACAACCUUGUGAAUCCACAAAAGAAGAAGAGGAUCGUAUGUGAUGAAAGACUUCGGACGCUUUUUGGGAAGAAAUCGAUAUCCAGGAUAAAAGUUUAUGAUUUGUUGGAAACACACUUCGUUGAGAAUCAAGAUGAGUCUGAGGAAGAAAACAGUUCAUCAGAGGAUGUGGAUGGAGAGACUGGUUCUUUGAUUAUAUCAAAGGAAAGAAAAAUAUCAGCGCAACAAAAGAAGAUCCAGGAGGCCCCUAAAAGUAGUUUUGCCGCCCUUACUUCUGAAAAUAUUAAGCUUGUCUAUUUGAAGAGGAGCUUAGUUCAGGCUCUUUUGAAAACCCAGGAGAACUUUGAUAAUAAGGUAGUGGGAAGCUUUGUGAGGAUCAAAUCUGAUCCUUACGAUUUCUUCCAAAAAAAUUCUCACCAGCUUCAGCAAGUUACAGGUGUAAAGAAGACGUUUCAGUCUGUAGAUACUGGCACGGAAACUUACCUUCAGCUCUCAAGUUGGUUGAGAGAUGUUUCCAUAUCUUCACUGUCAGAUGACGAUUUCACUGAGGAAGAAUGUGAGGAUUUGAGUGAAAGAGUAAAAGGUGGUUUGCUUAAAAGACCUACAGUUGUGGAUUUUGAGUUAAAGGCCCAUAUUCUGCAUGAGGACAUCACGCGACAUUGGAUUGCUAGAGAAAUUACACUGUUACAAAGGCGAAUUGACCAUGCCAAUGAAAAGGGAUGGCGGAGAGAAUUGCACGAGUACUUGCAGAAAAGACAGCUACUCAUGACUAAAACUGAGCAAGACAGAUUAUUGUCAGAGAAGCCGAAAAUAUUAGCUGAAGAAUUAGAACCCAAAGCUACACCACCAGGUGCUUCAGAAAAAACUGAAGAAAAAAGUUGCUCUCCUAAACCUGAGCAGACUAGACUUUCUAGUGAGAAUGUAGAAACAAAUGCGGAGGAACCUGAAAAGCAGAUAAUGUCAUUUGAUGAUCCAGAAGCAGGAGGAGCUAGGUGCUUCAUGGGAUCAAAUCUCAGGGAGGCUUCUGAUCUAUCUGCUCCUGACCCCAUAAGGGAACCUGCAGUCAUUGAAUUGAGCGAUGAUGAAGAUGGUGUUGCUCCAGAGUGUAAUGGGCUGCUGCCAGUUGUUACACGCCUACACCCUAAUGAUGAGAUAUGGAAUUAUUUGGAUCCACAAGGAGUAGUUCAGGGUCCCUUUCCGCUAGUCUCGUUAUCUCGUUGGUACAAGUCUUCAUACUUUCACCCUAACUUUCGCAUCUGGAAGACCUGUGAAAGCCACCAGCAAUCGGUUCUACUGGUUGACGUGCUUCGGGAAUAUUCAAUGAUUUAGUGUUUCGUACUACUUCAGAGCCCUAUAAAAUUAGGUAAUAUCUCCAUCCACUGGAUUCAUAGGAUAUAUACAUUUAUAUUACUUGAUGAAAAGUUUUGUUAUUUUCAACCUUCAAACAGCCUAACAUAUUCAUCUUGGAUAUGAUGUAAACAACAUUGAAAUCUUAUUUUCUUUUUGUUAUUGUUAAUGCCAUAGCACUCGCAGCAUUGGGGUGGUUGAUGACCAUUCUAGGUAGG